This is a messenger RNA of Chaetomium strumarium, 2866 nucleotides long. RefSeq names its product P-loop containing nucleoside triphosphate hydrolase protein. Gene Ontology annotation, molecular function: ATP hydrolysis activity; plus-end-directed microtubule motor activity; ATP binding. Gene Ontology annotation, cellular component: microtubule; kinesin complex. Lineage: Eukaryota; Fungi; Ascomycota; Sordariomycetes; Sordariales; Chaetomiaceae. The transcript has 2 exons. Bases 329 to 2563 code for a protein of 744 amino acids. Gene Ontology annotation, biological process: microtubule-based movement. The record is from RefSeq and is a predicted model, not a curated record.
GCGGGUUGCCAGCGGGAAGCACGAACCAUCCCGUCUCUUUGGUUCAGGCCUCAGGCUUGCCGCAUGCCAAGGCUGCCGUUGCCCAGGUGAUACCAUUUGCGACGCCUGAACCGAAAUCAGCUAAUGUUAACGUUUGUGUACAUGUACUUGGUAAAAGCGGAGCAUGGGCCGAGCCAGGGUCAAGAACUGCAAUUUGUUGCAACGCGUCCCGAGACCCUGAGCAUUGCAACGCAACACCGCGGACUCGAUUGGCAUCUCCUCUUCUACCCGCCGUCCCUCCAUUUCUUCUUCCUCCUCCCUUCCCGUUGUGUGUGCCAAUUGACCCGUAAUGUCGGUGCGUGUUGUUGCCCGAAUCCGCCCGCUGCUGGAAAAAGAGCUCGACAAAGAUGUCAUUGUGCGCGCCGAUCGCGUCGAGGAAGGGAAACCCCUGACCGUCGUCAAGAUCCCGAACCCCAAGAACGAGGCUGAAGAGUUCUCGUUUGCCUUCAACAGCGUCUAUGGGCAGGCCACAACCCAGGAACAGCUGUUUACAGCCGAAGUGGCCCCGCACAUGAAGGCUCUCUUUCAAGGCUUAGAUGUGACAAUCUUUGCCUAUGGCGUCACAGGCACCGGCAAGACGCACACAAUGCGCGGUGGUCUCCGACUUGCGGACCGCGGCGUGAUUCCCCGGUUGCUUAGCAAUGUGUUUCGCAGAGGGAAGAAGCUCGUCAAGGACACCAACGGAACAACGAUGGUGGACGUAGCUCUCUCGUACUACGAAAUCUACAACGACAAGGUGUACGACCUGCUCGAGCCGCCAGAGAAGCGGACGCCGGCAGGUCUCCCGCUGCGCGAGAAAGACGGAAAGACGAUCGUAGUCGGCUUGUCUGAGCGCUCAUGCGAGGAUCUCAAGGACUUUGAGAAGUUGUACAUCGAAGCCAACAACAACCGUGUGACGGCCGCGACCAAGCUGAACGCACACAGCAGCAGGAGCCACGCCAUUUUGCGGGUGAAAGUGACGCAGACGACUGGAGAUAUGGUUAAGGAGAGCACCGCUUCUGCCAUUGAUCUAGCCGGCUCGGAAGACAACCGGCGAACUGACAAUGGAAAGGAGAGGUUGGUCGAAUCGGCGGCGAUCAACAAGAGCCUCUUCGUUCUGAGCCAGUGCAUCGAUGCCAUUUCGCGAGGGGAUAAGCGCAUCCCGUACCGCGAAUCCAAGAUGACGCGUAUUCUGUCCCUGGGCCAGAACAAUGGCAUCACGAUUAUGAUUCUGAACCUCGCCCCGAUCCGGAGCUACCACCUCGAUACGAUCAGCAGCCUGAACGUUAGUUCCCGGGCGAAGCGUAUCGAGGUGCGAGAGAUUGAGAACGAGGUGGUGUUCAAGCAGCCUCCCCGCACUAAUUCCGCGGUUGGAGGAGCGGCCAUGCAGCGCCAGCCACUGCGGCCUCUUAAUAAUGCCCAUAAUGUGCACACGGGCGUGCUGGCAGCGAAGGCGGCAGAGAAGGCUGAAAAGCCCGACAAGCCCGUCAAGGCGUUCUCUGUUUACACCGACAAGAAACCUGCCGUUGCCGCGCGGCCUGCCGCGCCAGUAGCUAACUCGUCACAGCCAAGACAGCCGAGUCUGAUCAAGAGACCGUCGGACGUGCCAGAUGCCCUAUCUUCACGCCCCUCAAAGCUCGCGCGGCCAACACAGCUCCGCCCGCCACAGCCGGUGAUGCAGCCGGUGACUUCCUCAAAGCACAUAACGAUCUCAGCGGAACAGAUUGAGGCCAUGGUGGAGAAGAAGGUCGCCGAGAUCCUGGCAUCUCGCGCCGCCGAAGCGGCUUCGAAUCCUGAGACCCCAGCCGUCUCCGAUCCUAACGGCGCUGUCCAGACCCAGAUCAGCGAGGAAGUCAAGCGCCGCCUGGAGGCUCUGGAGCGGCGCAUCGACAGCGAAUCGCGCAACGACGACAGCGGGCGGUCCGAAGGUCUGCGAUUCUUGCUGCAGGCGAGACAGGCAAAGGAGAGCGGCGACGACGAGGUUGCACUCAGCUUCUAUGAGAAAGCGUUGCCGUAUUUCCCGGGACAGGCGAGGCUGCUGGGCAAGAUCGAGCGGCUGCGGCUCAAACUGGGCAAGGGACAGCUCGGCGAUGGCGAAUCCGAGAGCAUUGUGCGCACCCCGAGGAAGGAGCGCAGGCGCAAGGAAAACGACGAAGACGAGAGUUACCAGGAGGGCACAGAGGCGGAUGUCGAAGACGACGCGAUCGAGAAGCCGGCGCGGGCCAAGACGCCGAAGAAGAAGAGGGCACCAUCCAAGGCGAAAGUCUUGGAGCAGUCGGUGUAUGACGGCCCUGUGUCGCCAGUCGCCCAGCAGCUGCUGGACAUUGUUAAUUCGCGCGAUGUUGCCCUCAUCAAGCGGCUGCAUGGGUUUGGCGCGAAGAAAGCGCAGGACCUCGUCGAUCACCUCACGCUUAAGGGAGACGGGGAGUCGGCGCAGGUCGAGUCGCUCGCGCAGUUGAGGAUGUUCCCUGGCAUGGGAGGAAGAACGGUAGAGAGGGCUUAUGAGGGCUUGGUUGGUUCUGCCGCGGGCAGUCAAGGAGAUUGAUGGGUUUUCAUAUUAGUGGUUUUGUCUCUGCAUCGGUCGGGUUGGGCCGCUGUGCGCCCUUGGUUUCGCUUUCGGGUCCAGUCACCGCCCUGCAUUGCAUGGCUAGGAGUUUCUGUUUGGCAUAUCUGGUGUUGGGUUGUUUUAUUAGCAUUUGCUUAGGCUUUUCCUUUUUGGGACUGGAUAUUUCCUGUAGCAUUUUUCUCGGCCGGUAAAAGGGCAGCUAUCGCAUAGAAUGGAGUUACGGAGUACUGCGGUCAAGUCCCCAUUGAACGUCUCGCGCAAACCCAUAGAUCUCUCAGUAUG